AAAAUGGCCACCGGCGGCGGCGCGGAGGAGGAGAGGAAGCGGGGGCGGCCCCAGCUCCUGCCCCCCGCGCGGCCCGCGGCUCGCGGCGAGGAGGCCGAGGGCGGCCGCGAGAAGAUGGGCUGGGCCCAGGUGGUGAAGAACCUAGCCGAGAAGAAGGGCGAGUUCCGCGAGUCGCGGUCGUCGCGGCGGGAAGAGGAGGGAGGCAGCGGCGUGGGCGGCGGGCUCGGCGCCCCCGCGGGCUUGGCGGCGCCGGGCCUCGGCGACUUCCCCCCGGCCGGCCGCGGGGACCCGAAGGGUCGGCGGAGAGACCCGGCCGGCGAGGCGGCGGAUCCCCGCAAGAAGAAGGGUGCACCCGAGGCGGGCCGGAGGAAGAAGGCCGAGGCGGCGGCGGCCAUGGCGGGCCCGGCCAGGCCUGGCGUGGCUGAGGACGCGGCCGAGCGGCCCGCUCAGGACGAGCAGGCAGUGGCGACGGGCCCCGCAGCGGGCCCGGGCAAGGGCCGCUUCCUGGUGCGCAUCUGUUUCCAGGGAGACGAGGGCGCCUGCCCGACCCGGGACUUCGUUGUGGGCGCGCUCAUCCUGCGUUCCAUCGGCAUGGACCCGAGCGACAUCUACGCGGUCAUCCAGAUCCCAGGCAGCCGCGAGUUCGACGUGAGCUUCCGCUCGGCGGAGAAGCUGGCCCUGUUCCUACGCGUCUACGAGGAGAAGCGCGAGCAGGAGGACUGCUGGGAGAACUUUGUGGUGCUGGGGCGGAGCAAGUCCAGCUUGAAGACGCUCUUCAUCCUCUUCCGGAACGAGACGGUGGACGUGGAGGACAUCGUGACCUGGCUCAAGCGCCACUGCGAUGUGCUGGCAGUGCCCGUGAAAGUGACCGACAGGUUUGGGAUCUGGACCGGGGAGUACAAGUGUGAGAUCGAGCUGCGCCAGGGGGAGGGCGGGGUCAGGCACCUGCCGGGGGCCUUCUUCCUGGGGGCCGAGAGGGGCUACAGCUGGUACAAGGGGCAGCCCAAGACGUGCUUUAAAUGUGGUUCCCGGACCCACAUGAGCGGCAGCUGCACGCAGGACAGGUGCUUCAGGUGCGGGGAGGAGGGUCACCUGAGCCCUUAUUGCCGGAAGGGUAUCGUGUGUAACCUCUGUGGCAAGCGAGGACACGCCUUUGCCCAGUGUCCCAAAGCAGUUCACAAUUCCGUGGCAGCUCAGCUAACCGGGAUGGCUGGGCACUGAACACCCACCUGCCUGCCAGGGUGAACACAGAGCCAUCUUACCCCUCUUAAGUGCCAAAACUUUUUUUUAAACCUACAAGAGACAUCUCUCUCUGCCUUCUUAAACCGAGUUUACUCCAUUUCAGCCUUUUCUGAAUUGGUGACUCUGUCAUCAGUAACCACCGAGAACUGUAGCGUGCAGAUGUGCCGCCUCUCCCUUUUUAAAAUUUUGUUUUCGUUUUUGUAUCUGGGUUGGUUUUUGUUUUCGUUUUUGUGUGUGGUUUUUGUGUGGGGUUUUUUGUACUUUUUAUUCCCCACGCCUUGUCUUCUCCCGGGAUUUUCAUCCAUUGGGCUGCCUUGCUCAUCUUUAUGCCCCAGCACUAGGUGCGGGGCCCACCACGUGGUAGGCACUCCAUCAGUAGUUUGUUGAGAACAUUGU
Messenger RNA from Neomonachus schauinslandi (Hawaiian monk seal), 1638 nucleotides. It is a transcript of the gene ZCCHC3, whose product is annotated as zinc finger CCHC-type containing 3. The transcript has a single exon. The record is from RefSeq and is a predicted model, not a curated record. Gene Ontology annotation, molecular function: zinc ion binding; RNA binding; double-stranded DNA binding. Gene Ontology annotation, biological process: detection of virus; defense response to virus; positive regulation of type I interferon production. Bases 4 to 1221 code for a protein of 405 amino acids. Gene Ontology annotation, cellular component: cytoplasm. NCBI's taxonomy places the organism in Eukaryota, Metazoa, Chordata, Mammalia, Carnivora, Phocidae.